AGAAAAAAGAGAGUCUCCGUUCAAACUGUGCAGAAGAGGAAACAAGAGGGCCGAAGGGUCCUGAGCGGCUUUCUGUCGGAAUUUGGCGCAGUGCAGAGUCUGGAAAGAGCGGAUCAAUCCGUGCGCAAAGUUUGAAAUCUUCUUGUGAGGCGAGCCGUGGAGCGCGGAGAGUUUCUCUGAACGGGAGGAUGUCAACUUCAGACGACGUAGACGGGCAGCGGCCGAGAUAUGGCUCCGUCCUGGAUGGCGUGGAGCGGCUCACGGCGGAGGAGAUGGACGAGCGGCGGCAGCAGAACAUGGCCUACGAAUAUCUGUGUCACCUGGAGGAAGCCAAAAGAUGGAUGGAGGCCUGUCUGGACGAGGAGUUGCCCCCGACAACGGAGCUGGAGGAGGGGCUGAGAAAUGGCGUCUAUCUGGCCAAACUGGGCAACUUCUUUGCCCCGCAGACGGUUUCCCUCAAGAAGAUCUACGAUCGUGAGCAGACGCGCUACAAGGCGACCGGCCUCCAUUUCAGACACACAGACAACGUCAUCCAGUGGCUCAACGCCAUGGCAGAAAAGGGACUGCCAAAGAUCUUCUACCCAGAAACCACAGACAUAUACGACCGAAAGAACAUGCCGCGCUGCGUCUACUGUAUCCACGCUCUCAGUCUGUACUUGUUCAAGCUGGGUUUGGCUCCACAGAUCCAGGAUCUUUAUGGAAAAGUAGCAUUCACGGAGGAGGAAAUCAACAACAUGAAGAACGAGCUGGAGAAGUACGGGAUCCAGAUGCCCGCCUUCAGCAAGAUCGGAGGGAUUCUGGCCAGUGAGCUGUCGGUGGACGAAGCUGCAUUGCACGCUGCAGUGAUCGCCAUCAACGAGGCCAUCGACCAGGGAGUCCCAGAGGGAACCCUGGCCGCCAUGCAGAACCCCAACGCCAUGCUGCUCAACCUGGACCCGGUCUCGGCCCAGAAGUACCACGACACGCUCUACCAAGCCAAGGGGGAGAAGGUGGCCAACUCACGAAAACGACAACUGGAGAACGCCGAAGCAGAGCGAGACAUUUACGACGAGCUUCUGACUCAGGCAGAAAUCCAGGGCAACAUCAACAUGGUCAACGUGAGCAAUGCCCUGAGUGCGGCAGAGCAGGCUCUGGUUGGAGGAGACGAGGAUAAGUUGUACGAGGCUCUGAAGGCCGUCGGAGUCCAGAACCUGCAGCCUGAGAACAAAGGCUGGUACCUGAAGCAGCUGCAGGGCGAGAGGGAGAACAAAGAGCAGGUGUCUCCUGGACAACCUCUGACGAAGGAUGAGCUGCAGAGCGGCGUGGACGUGGCGAACGAGAUCGCCGCCGGAUACCUGAAGAUGCUGAAGGCGGUGGAGCGCAUCAACGCCGCCAUCAGAGCGGGCGUGCCGGAGAAGACGGUGGAGGAGCUGAUGAACCCGGACGCCCAGCUGCCCGAGGUUCACCCCGGCGCCGCCGACCUCUACCAGAAGGAGCUGGCCUGUCUGCAGCAGCAGAGCGCCGAGGGCUCCCUGACCCACCCUGAGCUGCUGGUUGCCGUGGAGAUGCUGUCCGCCGUGGUUCUGAUGAACGAGGCGCUGGAGGUGGGAGACCGGGCCGCCCUGUGGAGGCAGCUGGCCAGCUCCGUCACCGGGCUCAGCAAUGUGGAGGAGGAGUACGCACAGAGGUACAUGGACGAGCUGAUGCGCCUGAAAGCUGCAGCCAAAGAGGAGGGGAGCAAAUAUCUGACCUGGAACGACAUCCAGGCCUGCAUCGACCAGGUCAACCUGGCCGUGCAGGAGGAGCACGAACGAAUUGCUGCCAUUGGACAGAUCAACGAGGCGCUGGACGAAGGCGACCCCAUGAAGACCCUGGACAUGCUGCAGAACCCGUCCGCCAAACUCACAGAUGUGGACCCGUCCAUCGCUCAGCACUACCAUGACAAGCUGCUGGAGGCCCGCAGAGAGAAGGCUCAUGAAACUCAGGAUCCAUCCGCCGUGCUGUGGCUGGAUGAGAUCCAGGACGCCAUCUUGAAGGCAAACCAAGACACAAAGGAGGCCUUGCUCUUCUCCCAGUCCAUCCAGGCCGUUAACGAGGCGGUGGAUACUGGAGAUUCAGCUCAGACUCUGGCUGCUCUGCGCAGCCCAGGAGCCGGUCUGUACGGCGUCACCGCAGAGUGCGCACCGACCUAUCAGGAUGACUUGGCCAAGAUUAAAGAGGAGAAGAAGAACGAAGGUGAUAAUGGCAGCGAGUGGGUCAAACACUGGGUGAAGGGUGGACACAACUACUACUACAACCUGCAGACCAAGGAGGGCACAUGGGUGGAGCCCGAAGGCUUCCAGCCAAACAACACGCAGAUCAACAAGGAGGAGAUCCAGGGAGUCGUUUCGGGGGUAACUACUGCCUACAACCGGGAGCAGCUCUGGCUCGCUAACGAGACUCUAAUCGCAAAGCUUCAAGCUCGAUGUCGCGGCUACCUGGUGAGAAACGGCCUGAAAGAGCGGAUGAACUUCCUGAAGUCUCAGGACCCGGCUGUGAUGCGCAUCCAGGCUCACUGGAAAGGCUACAAACAGAGGAAGGCAUUCCUGGACCGCAAGCAGUACCUGAAAGAUCACACCGACGAAGCCAUUAAGAUUCAGUCCAUGGUCCGAAUGCAUCAAGCUCGUAAGAAGUAUAAAGAUCGUCUGAAGUACUUUGAAGAUCAUAUUGAUGAUGUGGUGAAGAUCCAGGCAUUCAUCAGAGCCAACAAGGCGAGAGAUGACUACAAGACUCUGAUCAAUGCUGAAAAUCCCCCAAUGGCGGUGGUGAGGAAGUUUGUCCACCUGCUGGAUCACAGCGACCAGGACUUCCAGGAGGAGCUGGAGCUGAUGCGGCUCCGUGAGGAGGUGGUCACAAACAUCCGCUCCAACCAGCAGCUGGAGAACGACUUGAACCUGAUGGACAUCAAGAUCGGCCUGCUGGUGAAGAACAAGAUCACCCUUCAGGAGGUGGUGUCCCACAGCAAGAAGCUGACCAAGAAGAAUAAGGGCCAGUUGUCCGACAUGAUGAUGAUGAACAAGCAGAGGGGGGGCCUGAAGGCUCUCAGCAAGGAGAAGAGAGUCAAGCUUGAGGCCUAUCAGCAUCUCUUUUACCUUUUACAGACCAACCCGACAUAUUUGGCCAAGUUGAUCUUCCAGAUGCCACAGAAUAAAUCUACAAAGUUCAUGGACUCUGUCAUCUUCACCCUGUAUAACUACGCCUCAAACCAGAGGGAGGAGUACCUGCUCCUGAAGCUCUUCAAAACUGCUCUGCAGGAGGAGAUUAAGUCAAAAGUGGACCAGAUGAAGGAGAUUGUAACCGGAAAUCCAACAGUAAUCAAGAUGGUGGUGAGCUUCCACAGAGGCGCACGAGGACAGAACGCACUGAGGCAGAUCCUGGCACCUGUGGUCAAAGAGAUUAUGGACGACAAAACGCUAAACAUCAAGACGGACCCAGUGGACAUCUACAAAGGCUGGGUGAACCAGAUGGAGUCGCAGACUGGAGAAGCGAGUAAGCUGCCUUAUGACGUCACUCCAGAACAAGCCAUGACUCAUGAGGAGGUUAGGACGAGACUGGAGGCCUCCAUCAAGCACAUGAAGAGCAUCACUGAUAAAUUCCUGUCAGCGAUAAUUGUCUCUGUGGAUAAAAUUCCAUAUGGAAUGCGGUUCAUCUCCAAGGUGCUAAAAGACACUCUACAAGAGAAGUUCCCAGAUUCUACGGAGGAUGAGCUGCUCAAGAUCGUGGGGAACCUUUUGUAUUACCGCUACAUGAACCCUGCUAUUGUAGCACCUGAUGCCUUCGACAUUAUUGAGGUGUCUGCUGGUGGUCAGCUUACCACUGAGCAAAGAAGGAACCUGGGUUCUGUGGCCAAGAUGCUUCAGCACGCUGCGUCCAACAAGAUGUUCCUGGGAGACAACGCUCACCUCAACCCCAUCAACGAAUAUCUCAGCUCCUCCCACCAGAAGUUCAGGCGUUUCUUUUUGUCUGCAUGUGACGUUCCCUCACUUGAAGAUAAAUUCAAUGUGGACCAGUACUCAGACUUGGUCACGGUCACCAAACCUGUCAUCUACAUCUCCAUUGGAGAGAUCAUAAACACUCACACUCUGCUGCUGGAUCACCAGGACGCCAUUGCACCUGAACACAAUGACCCCAUCCAUGAGCUGCUCACGGACCUGGGGGACGUUCCCACUGUGGAGUCUCUUAUUGGUGAAAAUCCCCUUCCUCCAGACGAUCCCAACAAAGAGCUGAUGGGAAAGACGGAGGUCUCACUCACGCUCACCAACAAGUUUGACGUUCCUGGUGAGGCCAAUACAGAGAUGGACGCCAAGACUCUCCUGCUCAACACCAAGAGGCUGAUUGUGGAUGUCAUCCGGUUCCAGCCUGGAGAGACUCUGACUGAGAUCCUGGAUUCAACAGCGUCUCCAGAGCAGGAAGCGGAGUACCAGCGCGCUAUGCAGAGGAGAGCCAUCAGGGAUGCAAAGACCCCAGAGAAGAUGAAGCAGGUGAAGCCGGUGGUGGACGACAGCCUGACCCUGCAGGGCAAAAAGGACAAGAUCAAGAGCAACCUGCAGCGGCUGGCCGAGCUCGGGAAGGUCCACCCGGAGAACCGCUACCAGGACCUCAUCAAUGACAUCGCCAAGGACAUCAGGAACCAGAGACGGUAUCGGCAGCGCAGGAAAGCCGAGCUGGUGAAGCUUCAGCAGACCAACUCGGGCCUGAAUUCAAAAACCACCUUCUACAACAUGCAGAUCGAUUCCUACAACCAGUACAUCAAGACGUGCAUGGACAACCUGGCCAGCAAGGGCAAGUAAGUAGAC
Molecule: messenger RNA, 4814 nt
Organism: Poecilia latipinna (sailfin molly)
Lineage: Eukaryota; Metazoa; Chordata; Actinopteri; Cyprinodontiformes; Poeciliidae
Product: ras GTPase-activating-like protein IQGAP1
Exons: 34
Coding region: 189-4808 (1539 amino acids)
Biological process (GO): positive regulation of protein kinase activity; fibroblast migration; mitotic actomyosin contractile ring assembly actin filament organization
Cellular component (GO): cell cortex; nucleus
Molecular function (GO): calmodulin binding; actin filament binding; GTPase activator activity
Source: RefSeq, a predicted model, not a curated record